Messenger RNA from Hymenoscyphus albidus, 1845 nucleotides. The record is from the annotation of a GenBank genome assembly. NCBI's taxonomy places the organism in Eukaryota, Fungi, Ascomycota, Leotiomycetes, Helotiales, Helotiaceae.
AUGCAUUUCUCACGCCGUUUCGGCUCUCCUGUAGCCGCGGUUGCAGUAUUGAUUGGGAUCGCCGUCCUGGUCGUGAUAACAGUCGGGGAGGGAUUGAAAGUAUUUGUAGGAAAGCAAGGGCAUGCCGACCUCAACAAACGAGAUGACUCGAUUCCUUGGUUCUCCUGGAGGUAUGUCGAAGAGUAUCACCGAUUGAUUGUUGCAAUUCUGACAUGUUGCCAAACAGCUCAGAUAAUUCCCUUCAACAGAGAGACACAAGUUCAGCAUUCUUAGCCGAGAGGAUGGGGGCCAUUUCUGAUGUUGCUGGAACUCUCUUCGAUGGUGGCGUAACACAGGCAAAAAAUGUCGUUGGAGGAGGCAAAAAAGCGGCAUCCCCUCAGAUUAAAGAGGAUGUGAGUCCAUCCGUGGAAGGGAACAUUGCUUCAAGCGCCGUAGCCGGUGUCGAUAAUGCUGUCAAAACCGCUUCUCAAGAGGUAGACCAAAUCGUCAACGCUGCAACCGGCAUUGCAGGAAGCAUUCUUGCCAGCGCUUCUGGUGUGUCAAAUCUUGCUCCACUAGCUGAAGUUCUUGCAACCUCAACAGGUAAUGUCGCUGCUUCAAGACCUUCGAUUUCACUCGCCAAUUAUCUAGAAGCAGCUCCUCCGCCAGCGCCCACUUCAAAUGGAACACCAAAGCCUUCUGUCGUGAAUACGACUCCAAUGGCACCACUUGCUGGGAAUGGCAACUCCACCUCACCAUCCUCGGUUAAGAAUAUGACCUCGAUCCCCAAUCUGAUGAGCAACAAUAACGCUUCAGUACCCAGUGGCGUUGCAAUGCCCUCAAACAAACCCUCCCUUCAAAACAUCACUUCUCCAGCAAUGAACAAUACUUCUGGAGAUCUCAAGGGCAAUUCUUCAGCACUAAGUGGCACGGCAAUGCCUACAAAUAAUAUACGACCGCCACCUCCACAGAAUAUGACUAAACCACAAAAUAUAACAUCUGAAAGCCCGCUGAAGCCAUCGAUGCUACCAUUAUCCCAGAACACCACUGCUCCACGUCCAGCCAACACUUCUUGUCCAGCCCCUAUGAUGAUGACCAUGACUAUGACAACAACGAUGCAACCAGAAUGCCCAGCACCUGUUACUGAGACUUGCACAGUCACAGAGACCUGGCAUAGUACGAUCUAUGCAGGUACAGUUACCUUGUUCAGUUUCAUGGAUGUUUUUACGGUAACUUGUACGACAACAGUUAGGUAUGUAAAUCUUUGGUGUCCAAUAUCACGAGUAAACUAAUUAGUCAAAGCGAUUGUUCGGAUACGCCAUCGAUGCCAACUCCACAUGCAUCCCCCCACAACUCUACCAAUUCGACCAAUUCACACUCUGUGGGCCAUGUCCCUGUCUACUACUCAUUUGCACCUUCAGCGUAAGUCUUUGGUUAGCCCUUCUCCUUUCGAGGGCCAUUGACUAACCUUGUGAUUGCAAUGAUUCUAGUAAAAUAUUGCCAGCCGGAGCACUUCAAACAGUCAUGGCAAGUUCCACGGUCAAGCAUACUAGCGGGUCAGUAGCAUCGGCUGCAAAAGCAACUGGAACAUCUGGAUCAGGGAAAGUAACUUGCAGUGACGGAACCAUUGUUUCAGACGUAAAAGACUGCCUCGAUGGCGUAGCGGAUGCAGGCUCGUCGGUACUGGCGAACAGAGCAAUCCGUUUACUCUCCAAGGACACGAUAUCAGGGGUAUCGGCUGUGACUGUCAUUCAUCAGACUUCUGCUAUCCAUACGAUUCGUCCUCUGGUUGAUGAGAGCAAGAUCUUUUCAAUCAUGGCUAGACAUGGGGGAUCGAGGAAGAAGAGGGAUUUAUCUCAGGAAUAG